GAGGAGAAGCGGAACACGAAAUAAACCAAGCGCAGAAAACCGAAACCGCCAUUCCAAAUCUUAGCAGUUAAGUUUUGAGAUUCAUAUUUCACCCCUCCGUUCAAUUUCAAUACACUCUCAUCAAUACGGUAUAGAGACAGGGGAGUGGAGAAGAUCCCUGGAAUGGACGGACCGCCGGAGAAUGAUUUUUGCUCAAUAUGCCAUGGCACCUUCCGCAUUCCUUGCCAAGCCAAUUGCUCCCACUGGUUUUGCGGUAAUUGUAUUCUACAAGUUUGGGAUCACGGGCCAGCCUUGCAGCCAUGUAAAUGUCCGUUGUGCCGUCGCCAGAUUACUCUUUUGGUCCCUUCAGAUGAUUCAUCAAGGCAGCGUCGAGCUCCUGAUGUAUCUGGUGUUUUUACUAAAAUUGAACGAUAUAACGGGUUAUUUGGCCCGCGGAGCAAUGGACUUAUGCAGAAAAUGCAAGAUCUUCCGUUUCUCCUCAGGAGAUUGUUACGAGAUAUUACAGACCCUCAACGGUCUCUUCCUUUUUUCAUCAGGGCACGAGUAUAUCUGGCAACAUUUUUAAGUGUGCUCUAUGUCCUCAGCCCUAUAGACAUUAUUCCAGAAGGUACCAACUAAUUAAGCUUUCUCUUUUUAACUGCUAAAUGGGUUUAUGUUGUUAUUUUCAUUCCAGUAACUGGAUUUUCCUUCUUGUCAAUCAGGAGUUUUGGGUAUAAUUGGAUUCCUGGAUGAUGCAAUUAUAGUGUUCAUUUGCUUCCUGCACGUGGCUGCACUCUACCGUGCAUUACUGGUCUCACGCCAUGGCGGUGGAGUUGCCUCAUAGCAGCAGUAAUAAGUUUCAUCUUCUCUUCCAAUUCAAAUUACUUUCUUCUGGCUGUGACAGAACAAGCAGACAGACAUAGUAGGGAAGCAAAUGAAAUUCAAAAGGGAGGUGAGGGAGGUGGUGCAGAAAUACGUACGUACACUUCCCUUGAUGGGGUUGUGCUCCAAUUUUGGAUUUCCAUUAAAGUUCAACGUAUAGAUAAAUGCCAUUUGAGGUUAUUAAUGUUUACUUGGCUCAUGCAUAUGUCAUUAUGGAACCACAGAUGCUACUAUCAUCCUUAUUUGAUCUUGUGUUCAAUAUUAAUGUGGUCAACUUAAUUCA
Cuscuta epithymum is the source of this 1144-nucleotide messenger RNA. Lineage: Eukaryota; Viridiplantae; Streptophyta; Magnoliopsida; Solanales; Convolvulaceae. The record is from the annotation of a GenBank genome assembly.